UUCUUAUGACGUCUUUCACAAACCGCGCUGUUGGCGGGAGAUUCACGCGUGGUUCUACUCGUGACUGAUAUUAACGUGCUCCGUUAUUUUCAAGGAUCGGCUUUCUUGCUCGUCUGAAUUACAAUGGCAAUGCAGCAAAACGGGCCUUCUCGUAUCAACGGAGUCGCAUCCAAUGUGUUCGAACACAACGGCGAAACUGGCAUUGAUCACUCAGCACAUGUGAAUGGAGAAAUCCAGCAUAAAGAGGCCGAACGCUUCAACUUCAGCGCCGAGCCCUCUCUCGAAGACAUCCGCCGCAUGCAGGCGGAAUUCACGGACGAGAGGAACUGGAACCAGUUCCACCAGCCGCGGAACCUACUGCUGGCGCUGGUCGGGGAGGUCGGCGAGGUGUCGGAGCUGUUCCAGUGGCGCGGGGAGGUGGCGGAGGGUCUGCCGGACUGGACCGAGCCGGAGCGGGAGCACCUGGCUCAGGAGCUCAGCGACGUAUUGAUUUAUCUGGUGGAACUGGCCGAGAAAUGCCACGUGGAUUUACCCCAAGCCGUCCUGCGCAAAAUGGCCCUCAACAGACUCAAGUACCCGGCCAGCAAAGUGCACGGAUCAGCCAAGAAAUACACGGAAUACAAGGACUGAUGCGGUUGAUUUCACUGCUUUUGCCAGACAGGCAAAGACUAGUGUUAGAACUGAAUACAAGUUCACUUUAUGUUCACUUCUUGAUGUGUUUAGUUCCUUGUAAGAGUUUUAAAAUACCGAAUAAGCACACUGUGCUCUUUAAGUUGCUGAUUUUAUUCAUUUUAAACUAAAGUGAAUGGCACUACCCUGGUCAAGAGGUUUUUCAUUGAGCUUUAGUUAUCCCAUUGUAACCUGUUUGCACGUGUACUACAUUAGCAGCCUAAAUGUGUGCCUUUGUGUGUGUGUGGAUAAGCUCCACCAGACAGUACUCGGUGUCAAGUAUAGUGUUGAACAGCACACAUGACCUAUAUGUGCCUUUUUCUGACAUUAUUUUACAGUGUAUAGUUCUGACACUUGUCUUCAUGUAAAAAACUAUAUCCACUAGGUUGCAGAACAUGUAGAAAGAGUUUAGUAGGUAAUGGCUUUGUGGUCUAGUAAUAAAAACAACCUGUUUUGGGAGGAAAUCUUUAUAGCAGAGAAUGUAGACUUUUGUGUAACAUUCAUGCAGUCACAUUUAAACCUUGCAAAGUGCUCCUACUGCUUAAUGCAGCUAAAAAUAACUCAAUUGGUUGAAGGUUGAAAAUAUAAAUUGAGUACCGAGUUAUCAAAUAAUCUUCCUUUUACAUUAAAAGCUCUAAACAACAAUUUGGUUUGUGUUCAAGUUUCAUUGCUCCCAUUAUUGUACUUUUGCUGACUUUGGACUGCAUUAAAAAGCCGUAUGUCAUCA
This is a messenger RNA of Myxocyprinus asiaticus (Chinese sucker), 1396 nucleotides long. RefSeq names its product dCTP pyrophosphatase 1 (gene dctpp1). Gene Ontology annotation, biological process: nucleoside triphosphate catabolic process. The record is from RefSeq and is a predicted model, not a curated record. NCBI's taxonomy places the organism in Eukaryota, Metazoa, Chordata, Actinopteri, Cypriniformes, Catostomidae. Bases 124 to 630 code for a protein of 168 amino acids. The transcript has a single exon. Gene Ontology annotation, molecular function: nucleoside triphosphate diphosphatase activity.